Batrachochytrium dendrobatidis JAM81 is the source of this 1803-nucleotide messenger RNA. RefSeq lists its product as uncharacterized. The coding region runs from base 1 to 1803 and encodes 600 amino acids. The transcript is spliced from 5 exons. Gene Ontology annotation, biological process: tRNA export from nucleus. The record is from RefSeq and is a predicted model, not a curated record. Gene Ontology annotation, cellular component: cytoplasm. Lineage: Eukaryota; Fungi; Chytridiomycota; Chytridiomycetes; Rhizophydiales.
AUGGGUGCUGCAGAGUCGUCUAUUUCCGCCAAUUACCGGCUGUUCACCCCUGAUGGAAAUCCUACUACUGUCAAUGCUCAGUAUGGUGCAGGCUCAGGCACUCAAAGAUUAUCUGAUAAUGACCACGAAGCAACCUCAAACUCGUCUACUUUGGCAACUGCUUUAUUAUCGAGGUCACUCUUACUGAAAGGUGUUCAUAAAACCAGUGGGGCCGUAGUAUCUAUUUUUCAAAUGCAGUUAUCGAAAUCCUCACAACCAGGCAUGACAGAAUCUAAUUCAUCUAAUAGGAGUGGUGGUGGUCAAGCCAAUGGUCAGGAUGCAACCAGGCAAGGUGCACCUGGAAAACCCACUGGUAGUACCGUGCUGCCAGAUGGCAUCAAUAAAUUAAAAACCAUCCGACAUCCAGGAAUCAUCAAAUUUAUCACUGCCGAGUCUAAAGGCAGCUCAGUAUUAAUUGUCACCGAAUUUGUCUUAAAGAUUGCUGAUGUUUUGCCUACAAUGUCUGAAGAGGAAAUUUGCUUAGGCAUCUACAAUAUUCUGAAAACCAUCGAGUUUCUGCACCACUCGGGGAUCUCUCACAACAGUCUUGGGAUCGAUUCAAUAUAUUUGACAGGAGAUCGUCGAUGGGUUAUUGGAAAUAUGGAGUUUGUUAGAAACAUUGACCAAAUGACGCCAGAGUUUAUUGCUUCAUUAAAUUCCAUUCUACCACAAAAUCAAGCUGGUUUGGACAACCCUACUCUUUGCCAUCAUGAUGCUUCUACAUUGGUAGAACAUAGAUUUCCUUGGGAUAAACUAGAGGAAUCAGCAGCACAUUUACGAAGUAAUAGCACCACAAGUCAACUAUCCAUCAAAAAAGUUUUAGAUACUCCUUUUUUUAAAGACAGCAUGCUAAUUGAAAUCGUGGAGCGAUUUCUUAAAGAUAUUCGUGCUAUUCACCCAGAGAACAAGGCAAAAAUGUUUAGUGGGCUGUAUGCUCAGCUUCACUGUCUUUCACAAGGCACUGUCAACGACUUUUUGCUACCCAAACUACUCAAUCAUGAGCUUUUUGUUGAGCCAGGUGCCGCAAACUUUUUUAUGGAACUACUUACUCCAACAACAAGCUUUUCAUUAGGUUUGUCAGGUAUGGAGUCUCUUUCAGUCAUUACCAAAGAAGCUUUUUCAGCCCACAUUGUUCCAUUCAUUCACAAAACAUUUACAGUUCGGCAGUAUGAAACACGAAUUUUAUUGCUUAAAAUGCUAGACCGAUAUAUUGAUUUUGUCUGCGAUGUAGAUGAGCUUAUUUUAAAAAAUACUAUCAUUCCCGAGCUGAUUAUUGGGAUGAGCGAUGCAGACGAUUUGAUUUACUUGGAAUCUGUUUGUGGACUUGCAAAGUGUAUUCCACGAUACUAUCAAUCGAUUACCGAGCGUAAACGCCACGUUGAUAUGGAUGUAUCUUCUGCUACACCGAACGACUCGUCAGAAAAGCAUUCUCAACGAGGAAAUCGUAGUCUUUCAUUGCAAUCAGCCCGAUCUAAUACAGCAAAUGUAGAUUCGCUUGGUUCAAACGAAGAAGGGAGAUUGCAUUUUCCUGCUUCACAAAAGACUACUUCUUUUCCGAGAUCCGAAUCUGUUGAUAUGGACGGUUCUCCAGAAUUUUCCAUGCAAUACUUGGUGGAAGAUAUGCUCAUUCCUCACACACUGCGAAUAUGUAUAUAUGAGAAUACAGAUGUCAAAGAUCUAUGGUGUCUUUUAGAUCAUUUAUCCAAUGUCUGGAAACGCUUGAUUGUUUUUUCUGAAAAAAACAAGGCAAGUUUGAAGUAUUGA